Molecule: messenger RNA, 525 nt
Organism: Closterium sp. NIES-65
Lineage: Eukaryota; Viridiplantae; Streptophyta; Zygnematophyceae; Desmidiales; Closteriaceae
Source: the annotation of a GenBank genome assembly
AUGGCUGAUGUUAGAAGAAAAGUUACCCCCCGAAACGGUAGAAGAAAGGGAAGGAGAAAGCUGAUUCCAGAUCUCCUUUCUCCUUCUCCUGCUCACCCUCUCACUCGCCCCUCUUCUCCUCUCUCUUCUCCCCCGCUCUCCCCUCUUCUCCUUUUCGCCCAUCUCUCAUUCCACCUCCACUCCCCCCCACUUACCCCGCAUUUCUCCCCCGAUCCCCUCAAUUUCCCUACCUUCUGUUUUCCUCAAGCCGUUCACCAGCUCUGCUUCACUCUGCGCUCCUCUCCUCCCUCUCUCUCCUCCCUUCUCCUUUCCCCUCCCCUCCCCUGCCCUCCCUGCCUUCCUGCACUCGUCCUCGCAUUAUGCAGGGGCCCUGGAGUGGUGGGGCAGCAGCCAGUGCUGCCACCAGGGGCAUCAUUCGAGUACACGUCUGUCUGCCCUCUAGACACUCGCAAAGGAGCCAUGGGUCAGUUUUCACACACCCAUGCACAUGCACUAGAUCUCUGUCUCAUGGUGAAAUGGACAUAG